Messenger RNA from Peronospora matthiolae, 1209 nucleotides. NCBI's taxonomy places the organism in Eukaryota, Oomycota, Peronosporomycetes, Peronosporales, Peronosporaceae. The record is from the annotation of a GenBank genome assembly.
AUGUCCUCAUCACCAAACGAGUCAAAGGCUCUGUGUGACUACCUCGGAAUAGAGGAAGAGGUGGACUAUGGUAGCGAUACCAGUGUCCGCGGUGACACAGGGACAACGUCCGGCUCACUGAUGCCUGAGGCACAACUUUCGAACACCCCAAAUCCGUUCGCUGAACGUGGAGGUGCGAGCGCGCCGCCAGCGCAGCGUGCAGCAUCUGGGUUUGAUGAGACUAUCAUCGCGAACCCGCUCGAUGAGCAACAACAACUGCUUGUUCAAAGAGAACAAAACGCUCAGCGUUAUGCACAGAUGACUGCAACCCUUGAACGCCAGCGUGAUUAUGUGUUCACCCCACCCAGUGUGGAGGAACGUCUGCGUCAAGCGGCCGGCCAAACAUUGGCAACGUGGGUCAUUGGCCAUGGGCCUAAGACUCCUGAGGAGGUGGUGAGCUGCCAGGCACUUCGUGAGAGGUACCUGGAGCCGCACCUAACGACUCAAAGUCAAUACAAGGCACGCCUUGACAUGCAAGCACGUGGUGCACCAGUUCCACCGAUGAAGGGUAUACCCAUUCUCCUGCUCGCAGGCGAAACAGCGAGUGAAGAAGACGAUGCCUUUGUUCACUGGGUGCACUAUGUGCGUCGCCUCAGCAACAUUUUUGCUCUAAGGGCUAGUGCCCAUGCGGCGGAUGUAGCCGCGAGUGCUGGUCAGUCUGUGACCAACAACCCGCCAACCCGCACCACUAGUGGUGGUGAACGGCCUCGGCCUCGCGAUGACCAUGGCCACGAUGCUCAAAAGCCUCCAAAGCAUAUGGGCAGUCUUGCCGAAGGGGUACCUCAAAUUCCCAUGAGUUUUCAGACUCAGGGUACCCACGCCACUUUACCAGAUACUGAUAUUGGCCCUGACGACGACGUCGUUUCAGUAGUCUCUCGACAUGGAAUUGACGACACCCAUGCUCAUCGAGCAACGUCGGUGGCGGCCGGUGUACCGGUGGAGGCCCACGAGAAAUUGGUUCUCGAAGUGAGGGGUCUUCAAGCGGCCUUGGGUAAGUCCCAGUGCAUGCUGGAUGCGAUGCAAAACCGCCUUCAGGCGAUGGAGCAAGCUCAAACUCGGAGCGAGGCUCAGUUGGACUUGCUGAUUCGUCUACAGCAAUCCGGGGCGGUGCCCUUGUCGUCGGCGCAAGCGCCUCCAAGUUCACAUGGGAAGGAUCCCGGUACGGCUUAA